This is a messenger RNA of Porites lobata, 1197 nucleotides long. Lineage: Eukaryota; Metazoa; Cnidaria; Anthozoa; Scleractinia; Poritidae. The record is from the annotation of a GenBank genome assembly.
GUUCCAGUGUUGCAUGUUACUCUUCUUUGUGGUGAGUGGAGUUCGUCUACUGGUGGGUUGUCAACAAUAAACAGAGAGCUUGCUAUUCACCUUUCAAAUCAUUCAGGGGUGAAGGUUUCUUUACUAGUCCCAGAGGGAGCUUGCAACACUAAAGAAAUAAGAGAAGCAGAUGGCUAUGGAAUCACCAUUGUUGAAGCGAAAGAACGUGCAGCAUAUGAUCGUCUUGACUGGUUGAGCAUCCCACCCCAGGACCACUCCAUGGACGUCGUUGUUGGCCAUGGUGCAAAACUUGGUCGGCAAGUACAAUUCAUUCGAGACGCUGCUCAAUUUCCAAAUUGUAAGUGGGUACAAGUGGUUCACACUGCUCCAGAGGACCUGAGCAGAUACAAGUGUUACAGUGACCCCAUUUCAAAAGGUGAAACAAAACACGAAUCAGAAGUUGAGCUUUGCAAACUUGCUGAUCUUGUUGUCCCGGUGGGACCCAGACUAAAAGAAGCCUACUCUUCAUAUUUACGGCGAUGUAAGACAGAUCGAGACAUUUUGUCCAUUACUCCAGGCCUUUUCCAAAGGGAGUUUGGGGAUUUAGUGGCAAAACAAGAUCCUAACGAGGAUGGCGAAUUCAAAGUGUUGUUAUUUGGUCGUGGGGAUGAUGAGGACUUUGAACUCAAAGGAUACAACAUUGCUGCUCAAGCAUUCACUGAUCAGCGGUUAAAACACAAACCUUACCAUCUAGUUUUUGUCGGAGCACCUGAAGGAAAGCAAGAAAAAGUUAGAGAAAAACUUCUUCAGAGCGGUAUUGCAGAAGCACAGUUGACUGUUAGAAAAUUUAUACAAAGUAGAGAGAAACUGAAAGAUUUGUUGUGCGAAGCUGACCUUGCCAUCCUGCCGUCAAAAUCAGAGGGAUUUGGACUUGUUGCACUUGAGGCCUUGUCUGCAGGUUUACCCAUUCUUGUAGGUUGUAGGUCAGGAUUUGCCAAGGCAUUAGAGAAUGUUCCUCAUGGUCAUACAUGCAUUGUGAAUUCAGAUUUAAAUCUUGCAGGAUGGGCAAAAGCAAUAGACGCUGUUCGUCUCAGGCAUAGAGUGAGGCUUCAAGAGAUUAAAUCACUGAGAGAAUCUUAUGGGGAUAUGUACAGUUGGAAGGAACAAUGCGAAGCCCUUGUGAAGAGAAUGUGGGAAAUGGUCAAUGGUAUGAAUUUU